Nylanderia fulva is the source of this 6163-nucleotide messenger RNA. The record is from RefSeq and is a predicted model, not a curated record. Lineage: Eukaryota; Metazoa; Arthropoda; Insecta; Hymenoptera; Formicidae.
AGAACCGGUACUGGCCGGUACGUUUUGCAAAAUUUGUAUGGUUAUAUGUUUUUGUAACGUCGUGUUUAAGUUAUUUGAGAAAAUUUCUAAUUAAACAGGAAAAAACGAGAUUUAUUGAACUUAUACAAUUGUAAGACAUUUUAUGCUAAAUAACUGCAAAAAAAGAUAAAAAUGUCUGAAGACAAAGCAGCAAUAACAGAAGAUAUGUGGACUCCGUAUAAAGAGCUGCAAAGUCUUGUUGAAAAGUAUGUAAUAUCAGUUCCUGAUAUUCAGGAUCCACAAUAUCAUGAAUUUACAGAAGCUUUGCGAAAUCAUAGACAAAACUUUCUUACUAUCCUCAAAAAUCCAGUAACCAAAAAUGCAAAGAGUCGUGAAGAAAAAAAAGGAGUCACAGAUGGUAUAAUGUUACCUGGUUUGGGUCAUCAAAUAUUAUCAAAGGAAUUAGUAGAUGAGACUCUCAUUAUAUCAGAUAUGUAUGACUUAAAUGAAUUUAUGGCAUUGGACCUCCUUUGUACCGCUCAACUACAAAUGCCAUAUCAUCCUGGAUUAACACGUGGUUUAACAGCUGUCCUCUUAUAUUAUGAUGGAAGGAAAGCAUUGACCUCAGUAUUAAGGACAUUAGUACACGCUCGUAUUGGUCAUAGUUGGGCAGUUGAUACACCGGUUGCUCUUACCAGAUAUAUCACAGAUUAUACAAAUAAAUUGCAAGAAGAUGGCCUGUUGAACAGGAUAUUGUCUUUGAUAGAUGAAAUGGAUCCUACCAAGGAACAAGAUUUGCUGCAACAAAAUAGAGCAUUAGGUGGAGCUAAACAUCAUCAGAUGGUUAUGAAACUUUACAAUGAUACACGACAAGAUUUGGCUGAUAUCUUGUACUUAUGGUCCGCUCAGUCAUCUAUACCGAAUAUAAUUUUGUUUCGCCUAUUAUCUAUAUUGCAAACACGUCAAGUAGAAUCCGAAGCAGGCGAAGGAGGACCUGACAGAGUUACACUUGCACUCAUUAUGGCUGUUUUGAAUGCUUUCAAUUUUAGUUUCUUACACAGUCGUGAAAACGGCGAAGAAUUAAUUAAUUCAAUGCCACUGAUAGCAGAGAGAGAAGCACUAGAAGAACUGACUCAAAAGUUAAUAUCUACCAACAUAAAUUGGGAGAGUGCUGGAUUACGAGGAGUGAUACAAUUUGCUUUAGCAAUAGCUAUGAUAACAAUUAAAUCAACUACUGCUCAUUUUCAAUCUCAAAGUAUCAUUCCAGAGGACGACAUAUUAGAAGCUGCCUUGGCUAACAAAGCUUUUCAUUUUAUGGCAGAGGUUCUAUUCAAAAAUAGUUCUAUACAUCAAGAAGAAUUUUACUUUCGCUACUUUCAUACACUUAUUUCCGACUUUAUAUUACUAAUGCCUGUCAAAGUCAAAGAAUUACGUAGUCGAGCCGAUGAAUCCAUGCGUUUGAUUCAAGCAUUCCAGCAAGAAGGCAUUGAACCUCCAAUGAAUCUAGAUAAUCAUUUUGAAUACUUAAUGCUAAUGGUAGCGGAACUGUAUAAGAAAGAUCCAUUGAAAUUAAAUUUAGCCAUGGAUUAUUGGUGUCAUCAUACUGACACGACUCAUGUAUCGCCUCCUGCGUACAUCAGCCGUUUGCCCUCGAGACAAGUUGCUUUGUUUAAAUUUAUACGACUUGCCGGAGAGAUAUUACCAGCAGGUUUAUUUGUUCCAUACAUGAAGAUGAUAGCUUCUCUCGCUUCAUCGCCGCAAACUGCUAGAUAUGCGUUCAAUUUCUUUAAACCCAACGGUUCAUCGGGUUCAGCAACAAUCUGCUGGGAUCACUUCUUCAAUUCCUUAAGUCGAUACUAUUACAAUUUAAGGCAGGAAUUGCCUCCUAGUCAGGAUACGGUAUACAGGCAAAGAUGUCAUCCGAAAGGAAUCAUGCCGCAGGAGGUGAAAGGUCUCGAAGCAGUGCUGUUGGUUGUUCAAGUGAUAGCUAAGAAUGAUGAAAUGUCAAGAGUCGCGAUAUACGAUCAUCCGAGCUGGAAAAUUUUGCAGUCUCUGAUCGGUUUGGUGAGCUGCGCAAUGCCGAUACCACUAAAAGGUGUGUUAGUGAGAACUCUUGCGGCACUUGCCCGAUCUCCGGAGAGUUCCUCCAGUGUUUGGCAAAGUUUAGAAGCCGCUCAGAUUCUCUCGACCAUACCUACGACGAGCAGCUAUCAGCCGAGAGGCGUGCAAACGGAACUAGAAGAGAUCGAAUCCAGGAACGAAGAGUAUCCGUUAACGCGCGCGAUGUUAGAACUAUUAGAUGUGCUCACCGAUUUCCCGAUACCGCGUUUGUUGGGUGUAGGUCAACGAAAUCCAGGAUUCGAUCCGUAUCUACAUUUCAUUAUCAAUACUGUCUUUCUACGAUUUCAUACUCGUUCGUAUAAGAAUCCGGCCGAGAAGUGGAAGAUCGCGGAAGCCUGCCUCAAGAUAUUCUCGAAGUUAGUGAAACAAUACGAACCGACUGUCGAGGAUUUUGUGGGAUGUAAGGUCGAGUUACAAGGUGGUGAAACUACGUUGGUCAAUUCUGCUCCGGGAUAUCACCUUAUGACUCAAUUGCACACCACGUCUGAAUUAUUGCACGUGAUAUUGUACAUCCUGGACGAAGGUUGCAAUCAUUUUGACACUUACGACAGCUUUCCGGGUAAGAAGUAUUUGGAAAAUUGCAGCUUUCAUUGCUUGGAGAUAUUAGAGCGUGGACUAAAGACACAAAAUAAUUAUAUGACGCAGUUGACUACCAUACCUUCGAUAAACAAAAUCAUGACCGGAUUGUCGCGUUUGCUGCUCGGAGUAAAUCCUCGCACUGCCAAGCCAGAUCACAUGAUCAACAUCGUCAAGUACGUUUCUUAUAAUUCGUGGCUACCGAAGCAAGCUUUCGUAGCUGUUGGCGUCAUUCAUGGCGUGACCAACGAACCUGGAGCAGAUUCUGAAUUGUUAUCGACAUUCACGGCGACUUCUGUUUUAACGACAAAUGUUAGGCACGGCUUCGUCGAGUGUUUAGACGCGGACAAUGAUUUGGAGGAAGACGACUUGGAGUUGACAGCCACCAGCGAUCAAAGCAGGCAAUUGCAGACUGGAAAUUGUAAGGAGAGAAUUCUAUUGUUGCUGAUGCACAGUAACCGGCCUGCACCCAAUCUUGCGCAUUACUUACUCGGCUUUGACAUAACUAAGGACAUCAGGAAGACCGUUAUUCAGCAACCAGGGAUCCUGGGCUUCCCGCGUACUUGUUUACACUCCAUCUUAGGCAUUCUGGAGCAAUCUCUGGAUUCCGGGCGCGACAAGAUAACCGAAGCUUGUUAUUGCUAUCUCCAUACAUUGACGGCUAAUAGCAAAACAUCGACACCUGUUCUGAGAUUUCUACGUACCACGAGCAACCAAGACUUCGUUCAAAGACAUCUGUCCAAAUUACCGUUUCAAGAACCGAACAAAUCGAUCGAGCUCGGCUGCAUGUCUUGGUUAUUGAAGAUAGCAGCCAUCGAAUUGCGAGUCGCCGGUGGUGGUUUGCAGACCUCUUUGAUUCAACGAUUGGUGGGGAGUUUCAAUCAAGAUAAGGAUCAGAUCGUGCUCUCGCAGAAGCUGCUAAUGGACCUUUUACAUUAUAUCGACUUCCAACUGUAUCUGGAGCCCGCGAAAUCCUGGGAAUUCUUCGAUCCGUCGCAAAUCGAGGUAGUUUUAGGCAAGUGUAGCACUCCUGUCGCCUUGAUGGGCGGUCCACGGCUCAUCGACAUCAGAAAACUGCAUUCUCUCAUCACCGAGGAAUUAACAGUUACGCAGAGUAGCGCGACUGCUACUCAACGCAAGCUCAUGCAGCAGGAAGUCAAAUCCAUACUUGCGCAUGCAUUAAAGAAAAAUCAGACCAAGGUUCUGUCUUACGCAACCGUGAAAUUCGUAGAGGGCUGGUGCCAAACUACAGAGAUCCUCUUCUCCGUCGCGACCAAUCAACAACUGCCGGUGACGCAAAGGCAGAAUCUCUUACUGAAUUUGUCGCAUGAUUUACUGCAGAAGAUGACGUCCUGCGAGGCCCUGAGCGAGAUUAAGACCCUGGUAUCCGGCACGGUUCUGAUGCUAUUAGUAAACUUGCGAAAUAGUUUCGUGAUUCAGUCGGACAACGAAUUACUGCCAUCGUCACCGUCGAAUACGACGAUGAUGAAGAUCAUUUUGAAUCAUAUCUUACAAUGGAUCAUAAACGCCGGCGCUUCCUCGCAGAAAGUCGUGACGCAUCUUUACGCGGCCCUAUUGAACUUCUUGAGCAUCGUUGGCUUAGAAAAAUCAACCGAACACGUAAGCGCGAUCGACUCAAUGUACAUCAGCCAGCUGGAUAAUUCGUUGAACCGACUCAUGCCUGUACAGGAACGUUCGCAACGUUAUGCGACGAUUCAAGUUAUUAACAGUUUCGGGAAUCAACUGAUGGAUAUUUUAUGCCACAAUUGCUCAGGUGGACACGACGUGUGCAAAAUGCUUGCACUGUCUUGCCUAGACAAGAUUCUGGAAUUGGAUUACGAUAAUGCGUGGAUGAUUUACCUGGCGAGCAGAGGUUACUUGAAGCACAUGAUAGACAGCCUAUUGGAAUCGGAUAAUUUGCUACGAUGUAUGUUGCAGUCGGAACCACAAACACUGCGACCUUUGUACCUGUACGAGGCGAAGAUGGAUUUUUGCAGAAUGGCCUCAACAAGAUUAGGCGCGGAGAGUCUUUUGGAGAACAAGGUUUUAUUCUGCAUGUCCAGUAUGUGCGUGUUCGAUCAGCAUCCUGACGUACACGUAGGUUUCGAGGGUGGCGAUUACUCGUUCAUACCUUCAGUCGGGCAACGCUAUCAACAAAUCUUCCUGCCGGCUUUGUACCUCUGCGAUGCUCUGUUCACCACGUUAGGAACGGAGAAUCAAUCGUGCGCCGUACAAGUCUCCGGCUUUCUGCAGAGUCACAGGGAUAUUGUGGAGAUGGCUUUAAGAAACGCAUUCUUGAAAGCAAACGUGCUUUUCUUGAAAGAGAUCGCGUGCCUCACUGGUGUAAUAUCCAGAUCUGCCAAUAUAGAUAUGUACAAACUUGUGGAUGAUGAAUUGGCGAAGAUAAAUAUAGAUGAUUACAAAUUGGAGAAUAGUACUGGAAUGAGAGAAUUACGGGCGCAUUUGUAUCGGCUGCAGAAGUUGAUGCUAUCAUUGUUGUACAGAUUUCAGAUUUCAGAGUCGAUUCCAAUGAAUCAUAAUUACCAACAAGCUGAAGCAAAUCAGCAAUAUAUUUCUUGUAUACAGAUUGUCGCCAACGUCUUGCUCUACACGCGUAAUCAGAUGCAGCACAGUUGCAUGGAUCAGAAAAUACGAAAUGUGCUGUUUGAUCCUUAUUUAACGCGGAAAUCAGGAGGAAGACAAGAUAAAAUGAAAGACACUUCCAGUGGGAUGCAUUUAGGCAUGAUAGUUGAACAGUUGGAAUCUGUAACAAAGUUACUACACACCGAACUAUCGCAUAUUGAUUCUCUAAUAAAGAAAUCGCAAGUAGUAAGCGACAUGAGUACAGCAGAAUUAAAGAAGUUUAUGUCUGAAAGCGAGAUGGAACUUGAUAUAGGAAAACAACGAAUACUUGUCGAACAAAGAUUGAAUCGUUGGGUAAAGGAUAAACGACAAAGUAUAAAAUAUUGUUCUCUUAUAAUAGAACAUGCUUUAUAUAUUCUCUGGAGCCAUUUGGAUUUUUAUACUAUGCAAGUGAUAUCACGACAAACUCAAAGAAUGCAUGUGUCUUCAAGCGGAAUUGAUGAAAGUAUGAUAGAAUGGAAAGUCUCAAUGGAAACAUUAAUGGAACUGAAGCAAGGACUCGUUUCUAUAUUUACGGAUGCUUUUAUUACACAAUUAUUGGACACAACGCAUACCGAAUAUGCAACAGUAGAUCGUAGUUUUAUUGAAGCUCUUAUAAGACGAAUUAAAAGAUUAUUACAGUUUAUAAUUAUAAAGUGAAGAACUACAAAAUUUUUGUUUACACUGAUAGUUUCAAUUUUGUUAAUUAUCUCACAACCUCAAUUACAUUUUCUUCAUAUCUAGCAUACUGUUUAUAAUUUAAAUAUGUAUUUUUAUAUCAAUUUGUAUACUUAACCACCAUUUUGUUAUGUAAAAAGUGGACUGUAUUUAUAAUAAAUAUGAAGAAUGUACUUCGUCAUUAUAA